Messenger RNA from Eruca vesicaria subsp. sativa (arugula), 1255 nucleotides. Lineage: Eukaryota; Viridiplantae; Streptophyta; Magnoliopsida; Brassicales; Brassicaceae. The record is from the annotation of a GenBank genome assembly.
AUGGCUUCAACUUCAACAGUCCUCAUGAAAACAAUCCUCAUCUUACUCAUCUUUGUCUCUUUUACAAUCUCUCCGGCAACUUCAAUUGCGCCGGAAAAAUGCGGAAUCGAGUCAGCCAACAUGUGCAUCGACAAGACUAAAGCUUUGCCUCUCAAAAUCAUAGCCAUUGCCACAAUCCUAGUAGCAAGCAUGAUUGGUGUUGGAGCUCCUCUCUUUAGCAGUAACGUGCCUUUCCUUCAGCCCGACCGGGACAUUUUCACUAUCGUUAAGUGUUUCGCCUCAGGGAUUAUCCUAGGAACCGCUUUUAUGCACGUUUUGCCUGAUUCCUUUGCGAUGUUGGCAUCACAAUGUCUUGAAGAGAACCCAUGGCACAAGUUUCCGUUCUCAGGGUUUCUCGCUAUGUUGUCCGGUCUAAUCACUUUAGUCAUUGAUGCCAUGGCUACGAGCAUCUAUGCUAGCGAUAAAGCAAAUGAGAUCGUACCACAUGGGCAUGGAAAUGAUUUUUCAGUACCAACAAAAGAUGAAGAUUCUGCACAACUCUUGCGAUAUCGAGUCAUUGCUAUGGUGUUGGAACUUGGGAUCAUAGUUCAUUCUGUGGUCAUUGGACUAUCUCUAGGAGCAACAAAUGACAUUUGCACCAUAAAAUCACUCAUCACAGCUCUUUGCUUCCAUCAAAUGUUCGAAGGCAUGGGUCUUGGUGGUUGCAUUCUCCAGGCCGAGUAUACAAACUUGAGCAAGUUUCUUAUGGCGUUCUUUUUUGCGAUAACAACUCCAUUCGGAAUAGCGUUAGGGAUCGCUCUUUCAACAAUUUACAGAAACAAUAGCCACACUGCAUUGAUCACUGUUGGGUUGCUCAAUGCAUGUUCUGCGGGAUUGCUCAUCUACAUGGCGCUUGUAGACCUUCUAGCUGCUGAUUUCAUGGGACCAAAGCUUCAAGGUAGCGUUAAAUUGCAGAUCAAGUGUUUCGUAGCUGCUCUUCUAGGGUGUGGUGGCAUGUCGGUCAUCGCCAAAUGGGCUUAACCAAUUCCCCGGAUAGUACUUGGGAACUGGAACUGAAGUCAUGUGAGUUUUGUUGUUGAACUAAAAACCUUUUUUUGGUUUAAGUCUCGGUUCGUCUCGAUUCUUUAACGUUUAUUUGUUCCUUUACAAGAUACAUGGUAUCUAUCAUGUGUAAAGUCUGUUAAAAUGUAUGUAUUGUGAUUGGUCGGUCCCACGAGUCUUUCCUUUUGUUUAGGGUUAUUGUCGUAUAUGUUUC